Molecule: messenger RNA, 1767 nt
Organism: Colletotrichum graminicola M1.001
Lineage: Eukaryota; Fungi; Ascomycota; Sordariomycetes; Glomerellales; Glomerellaceae
Exons: 2
Coding region: 1-1767 (588 amino acids)
Source: RefSeq, a predicted model, not a curated record
AUGGGCAUUCCUCACCUUUUAAAACAUCUCUCCCCAUACGGAGUAUUGGGACCUAUCGACGGCGAUAGAGUCGUGAUUGAUGGCCCCGCCUUGGCAUACCACAUCUACCAUCUUUGCACAAGAAGCACUUCCGGAGUGCCUUCUUACGAUUUGCUUGGGAGAACGGCACUCGCAUGGUUGGACAAGCUCACAGACCAUGACAUCUCCAUCGACGCCAUCUACUUUGACGGCUUUCUCCCGGCGUCAAAGUCCGAAGUUCGCUUGGAGAGGAUACUCAAAGUGUCUUCGUCUUUGAAAGUAUACCGGUCAGGGUUCCCCAAUGGAUGCCCUGCGCGACAGAUAGCUUCAACACGCGUUUCUCUGCCUCCCCUCUUCCCGACCGAUGCCCCAAAAAGAGACCAGCCCCCCAUACCGCCACCGCCGUUUCUAGUCGCCGCUGUUGUCGAUAAGCUCUAUCAGACUACCAAGUACGGUACCCUUGUCCGCCUAGUGCCCGGAGAGGCGGACGCGUACUGCGCCGAGGAUGUCCUCCGGAACGGGGGGACUAUCUUAACUUCGGACUCGGACUUGACAAUCCAUGACUUGAAGACUGGCGCCGUAGCCUUCUUCAGGGACCUUCAAGUCACCGCCUCCGAUGAAAGGGUCAGCCUUGUGGGCCCGAAAUUCUCACCGUCGGAUAUCGCAAAGCGUUUGCAGCUUCCAGAAGAGCAAGGUAUGCGAAGGUUCGGGUACGAGCUGUCCAAGUCCAGCCGGCCAAAGUUCGCCCAGGUUCUCGAAAAUUGUAAAGGAGAUGUUUCAGAUCCAGACGAGUUUCGCAGCUUCUGCAUUCCAUACGAUGCGCUGGAGACGACAGACUGGAGCCAAGUUCCGGUACUUAGUGGCAUAGAUAACCCCACACUCGACGCACGGCUAUCUGAGGUCGUCCUACAAUGUGUAGGAUACUCUGGUGUCGCGAAGCCACCUCCAGGAGACUCUGGUGCAGAGGGCUGCAUGAUGUGCCUGCCGCCUCUCUUGGACUGCCCAGCCCGCGCAAGCGCAUGGGACAGCAGCGCCUCUAUCAGGCAACUUGCAUACAGCUUGACAUGUCUACUGCGACCCGGGGCUGUAUCUCAUGUUAGGGAAUACCGAAGGGUAUACUCCGGGGCGAAUCAGGGAAAGCAUGUUGCUAUACUCCCCAGGCCGUGGAUCAAAGAUGCGGUGGAUACUCUGUUGAACACCCUGUCUCAAGCCAAGAACAAUCUUGAACACGAGAGGUCAACGUGGCCAGCCGUGGCGGUACAGAUGAUUAUCGCUUACUCGCAGGAGGAAGACAAGCAAGAUGCAUGCCUCAACUCCAUCAAGCAAGUCCUCUCGGUCGCCAAGGACUCGAAUCUCGUCCCAUGGGACGUCGUCCAUCUGUCAGCGCAGGUCCAGGCGACGCUCUACUCCCUUCGCCUCUUGGCCCAGGUCCUAGACCUCAUGUAUGUGACCAAAACAGAGAAGCCCGUUCAAGGUUCAAAACAGCUGCGCAACUUGCUGGCCACCCUACCGACUCUCACGGAGUAUCCAUCAGUGAACGGAACGAUAGAUCUACUAGCGAGCAUGAAGAGUCAUAAUACGCUGGCCAGGAUUGCAGAAGCACUUGGGUUGCCGGAAGAGGCUCUUUUGCCGGCGAGAGAGAACAAGAGUAGGAAGAAGAAGCGAAAGAAGAUGGCCCAGACUGAGACUGAAGUCAGGCCGGAGAAGAAGCCAUCAUUGAAUCCCUUUGAUAUCUUGGGAGCCGAGUGA